This is a messenger RNA of Drosophila kikkawai, 2720 nucleotides long. RefSeq names its product Trissin receptor (gene TrissinR). Gene Ontology annotation, molecular function: G protein-coupled receptor activity. Gene Ontology annotation, cellular component: plasma membrane. The record is from RefSeq and is a predicted model, not a curated record. Gene Ontology annotation, biological process: G protein-coupled receptor signaling pathway. Lineage: Eukaryota; Metazoa; Arthropoda; Insecta; Diptera; Drosophilidae.
ACGCGAAAUGCGAACUGUGAAAAUAGAGCGUUCUCGGCCAAAGUGCAACCGAAUGCUAUUCGGAUAAUAUUUCAUCCGUUUUCGUACUGAAAAAAAAGAAGAAAUAUAUAUAUACAACCAUACGAAUCUCUCACAGAAAGAAAAAAUUGAGCAUACAUACAUACAUCAAGUGAAGCUCUUGUGAAAUUGUGCUUUGCAUGUUAAAUCAAGUGAAAAACUAGAGUCUUCCCGGCCACUGGGAAAAGGACGACAUUGAAAUAAUCUUGCCGAAAAGAAGCAAUUGCCAAGACUCAGAGGAACAAAGCCAACAUUAUAUCAAAAGCAGUAAACUGGAGGAGAAAAACAAUAAAACAAAUACAAAUACUCACUAUUUGCUCGGUCAGCUGCACCCAUUUUUAGUGGGAUGAGGAGCCGAGGGCACACACCAUCACCAACAACAACGACGCCGACGAUGAUGAUGAUGAUGACAACAUCGCUAUCCUGGCCACAGGAAGCGGAAGCGGUGGAGCAGAGGCAGCAGCGGCACCGGCCAGAACAACAUAAAAAACGAAAGCAGAAUGACAGGCCAAACAUAUCAGCGGCUUACGACGAUAACAACGAUAACCACGUUAAUGACGAUGCCAACCACGGGGAAGCGCAUAAUCAAAACAACGCCAGCCGGAGCAGUCCUUCGAAUUUUAGCACUUCCGCAUUACGACAGCGGGUGGCCCCGCAGCCACGCCCACUUCCAGUACCACCUUCCGGAAAAUGGGGAGCCACUAUAGGACCUAACUCCUCCCCCUGGCUAGUUGUGGUUCUGUUGCUCCUGACUGCCGCACUGACGGCUUCUGCCACCGACUCAACCACCAGCAGCAGCAGCAGCAGCAGCAGCCCCACAUCGAGUCCGUCCAUCAAUGGCAGUGGCACCGAUUAUGCAUUACUCUACGGCGACUCCACCACCACCACCACGGCCCAGGUUCCAGCCCAGACCACAGGACUCUCGGGUAUUGGCACCGAUGCCAAAGCCAAUGCCGGAAUGGAGGUAGAAGUCGAGGAUGAGGAGGAUGCCGAUGCUAGCGAAUAUAUCUUUGAUCGCCUUGAAGUGCGCAUCGUGUUUAUAACGCUCUAUACCAUAGUCUUUUGCUGCUGCUUCUUUGGCAACCUACUUGUCAUUUUGGUGGUCACCUUGUCCCGACGACUGCGCUCCAUCACCAACUUUUUCCUGGCCAAUCUAGCCUUCGCGGACUUUUGCGUUGGACUCUUCUGUGUGAUGCAGAACCUGUCCAUCUAUCUCAUAGAUAGCUGGGUCUUUGGCGAAUUCCUGUGCCGCAUGUACCAGUUUGUGCACUCCCUGAGCUACACGGCCUCGAUUUUCAUCCUGGUCGUCAUCUGCAUGGAGCGAUACUUUGCCAUCGUGCAUCCCAUUACCUGCAAGCAGAUCCUGACAGCAGCUCGUCUGAGGAUGGUCAUUGUCACUGUGUGGAUCACAUCGGCGGUUUACUCCACGCCCAAGUUUGUCUUCAGCAAGACCAUCAAGAAUAUUCACACCCAGGAUGGGCAGGAGGAGGAAAUUUGUGUGCUGGACCGCGAGAUGUUCAACUCCAAGCUGCUGGACAUGAUAAACUUUGUGCUGCUCUACGUGAUGCCCUUGCUGGUGAUGACGGUCCUUUACAGCAAAAUCGCCAUCGCUUUGUGGCGCAGCUCGCGCGGCCUCACGCCGCAUGUGGCCCAGCAUCAGCACCACCAGCAUCAGAAUCAGCAUCAGCAGGUGCAGUCGGGACAAUCUGGGCAGGACAAUGGUAUGGGUCUGCACAACAGCAUGUACCAUCAUCAGCAUCACCAUCACCAUCACCACAUGAACCCGCACCAGCACCACCAGCUGUCAUCGGCGGCGACAGCAUCGGCGGCGGCGGCAUCCACAGCGGGGGCUGGAGCCGGAGCAGGCGUAGGAGGAGGUGGAGCAGUUGGUCCUGGCUCGUCACUCGCUUCCGCCGGCAGCAGCACUACGUCCUUGUCACGUAAACAGAGCAGUAAAUAUGAGAAGCGUGGCGUCAGCAUCACAGAGAGUCAGCUUGAUAAUUGCAAGGUGUCCCUGGAGGCCGAUCGUCCCAUUGUGAGCGCCUGCCGCAAGACGAGCUUUUACCACCACUCCCAUGCCCAUCAUCAGCGGACAACGGGUAAUGUCGCGGGUGGUGGCAGUGGGAUGGGUGUGGCCGGAGCCACCCACAUGUCCCACUCGUCCAGUAAUGUCCUACGCGCCCGGCGCGGCGUCGUCCGCAUGCUGAUAAUAUUCGUGCUGACAUUCGCCCUCUGCAAUCUGCCGUAUCAUGCCCGCAAAAUGUGGCAAUACUGGUCACGUUCGUAUCGCGGUGAUUCCAAUUUUAAUGCGCUGCUAACGCCGCUCACCUUUCUGGUCACGUACUUCAAUUCGGGCGUAAAUCCCCUGCUCUACGCCUUCCUCAGUCGCAAUUUUCGCAAGGGCAUGAAGGAGCUGCUGCUGUGCUCCUGGAAGAAGGGCAAGGGCAAGUCCUCAUCGAACUCCUCGAUGCACCACAAGCGCAAGGCGCUGCAGACCCAUUCGCUGCCCACGGACACCACGCACAUUGGCAACGAGCAGCUAUGAUGGCCGCGCGGCUGGAGGAGGCACCUCAGGCGCUUGGGCCGGCGCUCCUAAAGGCUGUCCCGUCCCCAAGAGGAUGCCCGAACUGGCUAGCUAUAAUUUCAUUGUGAUUUUGGAGGAG